Colias croceus (clouded yellow) is the source of this 1910-nucleotide messenger RNA. RefSeq lists its product as uncharacterized. Gene Ontology annotation, molecular function: carbohydrate binding. The transcript is spliced from 6 exons. The coding region runs from base 71 to 1129 and encodes 352 amino acids. Lineage: Eukaryota; Metazoa; Arthropoda; Insecta; Lepidoptera; Pieridae. Gene Ontology annotation, biological process: biological process involved in interspecies interaction between organisms. The record is from RefSeq and is a predicted model, not a curated record. Gene Ontology annotation, cellular component: external side of plasma membrane.
UGUCCCGUGUUGCGUGUGCGCUCUAUCGAGUGGUAUUCCACACUAUUUCGACAAUCCCGAAAGACUCAUCAUGCAGAUCGUUCUUGCAACAUGUUUUCUGCUCUUCGCAGCUACCAUUGGGCCCGCUGCAGCUCAAAGGAUAACGACGAUACAGCUAGAUGGAGUCCAGUACUUUAUAUCCAGGAUGAACCCCUAUAGUCCAGAGCUCAACUAUUUCCUAGCGUACCAAUAUUGCAGAUCAUUAGGUCUUCAAUUAGCUUCAUUUGAAACUAAAGAAAAGGCAGACUCUAUCACAACGUAUCUAACGAAUGCUGGAUACAAUAAAUAUGAUUUCUGGACUUCCGGAAAUAACCUCGGUACUGAUAUGUACCUAUGGAUGAGCACUGGUCUGCCGUUCAACGCUACCUUCAACUAUAUGAGACGCCUGACAAUGGACCAGCCCAGCCAACAUGCUGACGACAGCAUGGACCCCCUGGACGUCCCACAAGGCAGCACAGCACCACAACGUACUGCGAGGCAUGGUCUGUUUUCCAGAACCGAGCAUGUGAUGACCAACGGUUGCGUGGCGCUAAAGGCACCCACAUUCCACUGGGAGCCACAACACUGCGGUGAAAUCAAGGACUUCAUCUGCGAGCAAACGCGCUGCUACUACUACAACUACGGAUCCAUCCCCGUAUCUUCGGCGCAGGGAAAGCCCCUUUCGAUGACGACCACGACGACAGCGCACCCGCUCACGUCGUCGUCGCCACCACCACCCCGCUCUGAGCACCUGCCGACCCACUUCACCCUGAACGACCUCAUCGGCAAGCUGCGUCCUUCAUCUCUCGACGGCCUUCAGUCCCCUCAUCUUAAGACCGGCGCUCUCUUGAAAUCACCCCCACAAAUUGAUUCGCACUAUUCCCGUGCCGCUGAUGCUCACUCAAAGGAACCUGAACGCGAAGCAAAGGAGGAGCACACUCAAGGCCCAUAUGAAGAUGAUGAGGGUAUGGCGGGUGAUGACCCUGCUGCCUACUUGACCCAAGAGGCUCACGACGCGCCGACAGCCGAGGAGGUGCCUUCCACCGCCGAACCGGACGCUACUGAACGAUCCGUCCACGCUAGCGGUAUGCUAGCACCCCCUGCCUAUUAGCGUCCGAUUCGACAGUGCUCGUAGUAUAAGCUUGUGACGUUUAGUUGUAUUUACUACCAAAAGUAUUAUUCAUUAUUUCAAAAAUAUUGUAGAUUGAUUAUAAUACUUAUGCUUGCUUUUGAGGUUCCCUAGGCUCCUCGGUAAAUGCGUCGCUGUAAAUGAGAUUCAGAUGUACUGUAUCAUGUAUCAUAAUGACGUAUAAAUACUAGAAAAAUCAUCAACAUAAUAUCUGUGCGCUAGCGGUGCCUUAGUUCUAUAAAAUAAUGAUGCGUGCAUAAUAAGAUUUAUAAAAUUUCAGAAUUCAGAACAUAAAAACGACUCUUGUUAUUGCGUUAAAUUAGUUUCUGCAAUGCAUCUAGUAUUUAUACGUGAUUUGUCCCUUUUAUGUAUAAAUGACGACGUGUGGUGGGAUAUUUUAUUUUUCCAUGGGCAACAAUUAUGUAAGUGAAGGUGCUGGCGACUCGUGUUACGACUUGCCUCCGCUUUCUGAUCCGAACAACGAAACGAACAUUCCACACAUAUUAAUAGGUACCUAAACUUCGAUAAAUUUUAAUUUACGCAUGUUCAAGAUCUCCGGGAUUUCGUUUGUAUGGUAUAUAUUUAAUUUUAAUGUAAGUAAAAUUGAAUAAAUAAAGCAUUGUCUGGACAUAUCAUUCGGAUUAGUUUUAAGUUAGUAUUUGUAAUAUUUGACGUACCUAGUUAUUAAGUAUUGUAAGUUGAAACUCAAGAAUUUAAAGAAUAGUGAUGUAGCGAGGAUAAUAAAUUGUAAACAAUAAAUAAA